Messenger RNA from Punica granatum (pomegranate), 1017 nucleotides. The record is from RefSeq and is a predicted model, not a curated record. Lineage: Eukaryota; Viridiplantae; Streptophyta; Magnoliopsida; Myrtales; Lythraceae.
AUUAGCAUGAUCGAGCACCACUGAUACAGACCCUCCUCCAGCUCCCUGCAACAGCUUACUCAAUUCUCCAUCGUCCUCGUCCUCGUCCUCGUCCUCAUUCUCCUUUUCGUCGUCGUCGUUCCGCAGAAAGAGAGAGAGACAGGGAGGUUGUAGUCUAGAGAAGAGUCAUGGAGAAUAACGGAAGCAAGUAUGAUGGAGUAGACGUAACGUUGGAAACGCCUAGGUACGAGGAGGGAGGGAAGCUAAUGAACGGCGGGACCGAGACGCUGCUGAGGCUGGUCCCGAUGGGACUGUGUGUGAGCGCCCUGGUGAUCAUGCUCAAGAACUCCCAGUCCAGCGACUACGGCUCCAUCUCCUACUCCGACCUCGGCGCUUUCAGGUAUUUGGUGCAUGCAAAUGGGAUAUGUGCGGGGUACUCUCUGCUUUCAGCCAUAAUCAUAGCCAUGCCCCGCCCUUCCACCAUGUCUCGAGCUUGGACCUUCUUCUUCCUCGAUCAGGUGCUCACGUACGUGAUCUUAGCAGCGGGAGCCGUCUCCGCCGAGGUCCUGUUUCUUGCAUACAAGGGGGACGCAGCCAUCACGUGGAGUGAAGCUUGCGGCUCAUUCGGCGGGUUUUGCAGGAAAGCCACAGCCUCGGUGGCCAUCACACUAGCGGCAGUAGCUUUCUAUGCAGUCCUUUCGCUUAUCUCCUCUUACAAGCUCUUCAGCAGAUUCGAUACCCCGGUCCCCAUCCCACCUCCAUCUUGCACCGGCAAGGGCAUCGAAGCCCCCAACAACUUCUAGGGAGGGAUCCAAUUUUAACGAUCUUCCGGAGUGCUUUGAAACCUUCGACUAAGUGUAUCUUCGAGCCAAAAUAAUAUGGUCAGCAGAACUAUGGUUUUGUGGUAUUCCAAAGUGUUUUCAAGAACCUGAAUGUGUGACAAUGUAAUAUAUAAUGGGCACUCAAUGUGCCUAAACAGUGUGUUAAAAAUGUAACGAAGGAGAACGCUAAAUCUAAGAUACAAGUUUGCCGUAACAA